CUUAGUAAACUCAAACAAAUUUGUCGUUUCAAACUUUAGUCGUUUUUCUUUAGUAAAUUGAGCGUAACGUUUUUCUUAUCGAGUUUUCAAAUUUUCAAGUCAAUUUCAUAAUGUAUUGCAGACGUUCGCUAAACAGAAUUAUUAAAGUUCUCUGUAGAUAUUCGCAUUCGUGUCAUUCAAGACAAAUUGUGCUCUUAAAAUGUAAUGAAUUGCGUAAUACGAAAGUCCCAUUGCUGCUUCCCACAUUUGUCAGGCGUUUUGCAGUUGGAAAAAGCAAAGAAAACGAAAGCAAGGGACACAAGCCUUCAGCUAGGCUGGAUUUAAUGGCACCAAAUUUUCGAAGUAACUAUUCCUCGCUUAAAUUUACAUCGAAAAAUCGAAAGGAAAUCGAUGACAAAGUUCAAAAUAUGCCACAAAAAUCUCUCACAUUGAACAUGUGUAGGCAAUCCUCAAACAAUUUGUCUACGUUUCAAACCAAUGUUGAUCGUCUGACUGGAGAAAAACCAGCGAAAAAAGGUAAAAUCGACCGAAAUGAAACGAAAUGUAAAUCUGACUUCUGCCGACAUAUAUGCGCCCUCAACUCGUCAACGUUCACAUCGGAGAUUAACGCUUUGAAACCGCUGUCUGACCAUAAAGUUCCGAAAAGUGUCCUUGAAAAGCUCACAGAUGCCGAAAUAAAAGAGAUCUGUGAAACAAGAUGUCCUUGCAUAGAGGCUCAUAUGCCACGCGCAAAACACAAUUUUAAGGACGUCAAAAGUCAAUCAAAAACAUCCAUUGGCCUGACGAAUAAUUCGGAAAAGCCACCGACAGCCACUCAAUCUACAGCAAAAUUACAAGAUUUAUCUGCAAGAAAGAUAGAAGUUGGUUCCACGAGCUACUCCGGAACAGUCUUUCCAUCAACAAAUAUUAGAACGAUCAGAGGGACAAAUCGAAGAAAUCGAAUGGCAUGGCCCACAAAUAAUCGGUUGUCCAUGGCCAAUGACACUAAUCAGUCAAAUCCAAUCGAUCCCAACGCACUACGUAUGAAGCAAAAAGAUAGUUUAAUUCGAAGUUCAGCUGGUACUAUGCAACCAACGCCGAUCGGCAGUUCGUACAAACCAAAAUCAAAAUACGUAAGAAUGAUGCAACAAAAUCAGACAAGGACUUUGCCAAAACAAGUGACAUUGCCGGAAUAUCAAAUUCAUCCUCGACUAACAUCUCGAAUUGAUCCUCGUCAAACACGUGUAGUUAGGCUCCGACAAGAAAAUCAAAUUGAUAGAAAAACAUAUAACAUUGGUCCUUUUCCUGCACCACAUGACGUAACAAGACCGCAAGAUAGCACCAUCCAAUCUCAUUCAUUACAAGCAUUUCGUACUCAAAUUCAACCGAACGUAAAUCCGUGUGGGAAUGUUGUAAAAAAUGCUUGUCAUUUCGAUCAAUUGAAACCCGUACCAUUCAGAUACCAGCCAUUAUAUCCCAAAAAUCAUCAUUCCGAUCCAGUAAUCGAAAAUCAAGCUCCGAUGUACGUGAGAAUUCCGUACCAGUCAAUCAAUUUACUACAAAGGCAUGACUGGCGUGCUAAAAGUGCUAAAAAUCGACACAUGUCAGGCAUUCAAUUGAAAAUGCCUAGAACGAUUGCAAAUUCAACCGGAUUCGUUGCGGAGUCUGUGAAUGUGAAUAAUGUGACGAUAGGCAGCACUAAAGGAAUUUCAUUGCCCUCAUCACAAAUAGAAAAAACACAACCGAUGGACUCGAGGAGUGGUGAUACUGAAACAUUACAACUAUCGGGGAAAAUCGUGUCGAAAUUAGAUGAGAACCUAACCGUUCUAGUAGAUGGUCCUAGAAAAUUGAAAUUGGUUACUUCUACGUAUCCGCAGUUGCGAGAUGAAAAAGACGUGAUAAUUCGAAUGGAAUAUGUCAGCCUAAGUGAUGCCGAUGCAAGACAUUACUUGACCGGGAAAUACAAUCCACAUUCCUACGCUACGACAACAGUCGGCAGAACUGGAAGUGGCAUAAUCAUUGAAACGGGACAAAACGUUUCCGACGUCAAGCCGGGAGAUAAAGUGUUUAUCAAGCCAAUUAGUUGUGGAAAAUGUUCAUUAUGUCUGACUGAUCACCGGAACUUAUGCGAAUACGUUACUGCAUCGGAAUUGUCUCCAAUGGUUGGCGUCUUAAGCCGUUUCCAUGUUCAUUCGUCCGAAUUCGUUACGAAAAUCCCAGACAAUGUUAGCAUGUUAAAUGGAGCAAUGACCUGGACGCUGUCUACAGCAAUUAGGGCAUGUCAGAAAGCGUCUGUAUCAGCUGGCGAUGCUGUUUUGGUGAUUGGUGGUGGAGCACUUGGAAUGGCGACAAGCUUAGCUGCUCAAUUGUUGGGAGCGACCACUGUGUGUUUAGCAGAUAUUCGAAAGCCGAUUUUGGACGAAGCCGAAAAAUUUGGCAUUGAAAGUGUGUUCCAAAUCGAUCCAAUAUCACCGAGCAAAAAUACUGCCAUCAAACUUUGGGAACAAAUCAACGUUUAUCCUCGUAUAACGUUCGACUGCACUGGAUCACAAUUGGCCAAUGAAAUCGCUAUUAAUGCUACACAAACCGGAGGAAAAGUGGUAGUUAUGACAAAUAGCGGAAUUGAUGUUCAUAUUCCCGUUCCUAUUUCGAAUCUUGUUACUCGUGACAUCGAUGUGAUUGUUUCUACCUGUGGAAACGAUAAGUCUGACAUUGCUGCGCUACGAUGCCUGAGUACCAGGAAAAUACUUUUCGAAAAUUACUUUCAUAAACAUUACGACUUAUCCAAUGCAGACGAGGCAUUCGAAGAAUUGCACGAUCCGAAUCGGUUGGAUUCACACAUUAUUGUAAAAUGCGGUUGUGCCUGUGGUAAACGGGCUGGUUCUGAGGAUAAGAAAAGUUCCUAGAAAAUUUGAUUAGUUCAAACAGUUCACUUUCUACGCAAAUUUUAUGCCAAUAAACCGUACAAUUUCAUCAGUA
Bradysia coprophila is the source of this 2958-nucleotide messenger RNA. RefSeq lists its product as uncharacterized. Gene Ontology annotation, molecular function: L-iditol 2-dehydrogenase (NAD+) activity. The record is from RefSeq and is a predicted model, not a curated record. NCBI's taxonomy places the organism in Eukaryota, Metazoa, Arthropoda, Insecta, Diptera, Sciaridae. Gene Ontology annotation, biological process: D-sorbitol catabolic process.